Messenger RNA from Prunus mume (Japanese apricot), 1171 nucleotides. Lineage: Eukaryota; Viridiplantae; Streptophyta; Magnoliopsida; Rosales; Rosaceae. The record is from RefSeq and is a predicted model, not a curated record.
UAGUGACUCAAGUGUUUGAUGUUUUGCUUUCAAGAAUAGAAAAAAUGAUAUUUGGUUCUGAUUGAUGUUGUCGCUUAAUAAAUCCAGUAACAGCAUUCUCUCAUUCCCACUCUUCUGAGAGGAAAAGUCAGUAUCUUCUAUUCCUUAUGCUGACAGUUUCUUGUCAACAAAAGACAUAAAUAUUCCAUGAAUGAAGACAAGUUGAUUUUUCCUGGGCACCCAGGUGGCAAAAUGCAGGGUGUAAUUUCUUCCUCUUCAGUUUCUGUCGCAAAAAAAGUUUCCCACCAUGAUGAUGAACUCUUCAUGCAGCAGAGGGUGCUCUUUUCAGAGAAUCUGAAUGAACUGAAGAAUAUGAGGAAACAGUUGUACUCAGCAGCCGAAUAUUUCGAAAUGUCUUACAGAAAAGAGGACCAAAAACAAUUAGUGAUGGAGGCCUUGAAGGAUUAUGUCCUCAAAACAGUUGUCAAUGCUGUGGAUCACUUGGGUUCAAUGGCUUAUAAGGUCAAUGGAUUUUUGGAUGAAAAUGUCAAUCAAGUCUCAGAAACUGGGCUUAGGUUGUCUUGCGUUGAACAGCGACUUAGGACGUGCCAAGAUUUCGUCACUCAAGGGGGUGUCUUCCAAAAUUCUUUAGCCACAAAAUUUCCCAAGCACCAUAGGAGAUACAUCUUGCCAGACAAGUAUGUUCCCAUCAUGGAUACUGUUGGCCAGUCUGCAUUGAGACAAAGUGCUGAAGAGGAUUUGUAUGAGAUUAGUACAGCAACAACAAUGAAGGAGAUUGCUCCAACAAUUGUCAGUGAAGAGCCUUCUGCAUCACACUCUGCUCAACCUUCACCUGGAGCAUUUCAGUUCACAAGAAUUUCGUCCAAACUUGAGAAAAGAACGGUCUCACCGCAUCGGUUUCCACUUCCACGUUGUGGCUCUCUUGUUAAGAGAUCAAGCACUAUGAACUCUUCUUCUACUGUCAAACAGCGGUACGUCUCGGAGCCCCGAACCAGGAGAACAAUUUCAUUGCCUCUUCAUGCUGAAAGAGACACGAACAAAGACAGUGAUCAGCACUCAGGCAAACAUAAACGUCUGUUUAAGGCAUUGCUUAGCAUGCGCAAGUUUAGAAAGGAUGCCACAUUGUACAAAUAUUUGGAUGAAAAUUAAGAGAACAAAACAGAAAGAGGUA